AUGCAACAUAAAGAUUACUAUCUAGAUGAAGAUUCCCAUGAAGAAGCAGCUCUUUAUGCGAACGAUAUCAAUACCGAAAAGGAUCAUUUGAGCAUUCAAGUAUUCACAAAUGCAAAAGGUAGAAAUGGUCUUAAAAAUCCAGAAAGUCUGUGGGAAGAUGGAAAAAUACCUUACCAACUUUCUAAUAAAUAUGAUGCAGAGGAGAAGGCAAUUAUUCUGGAAGCGAUGGAAGAAUUUAAGAAUAAAACAUGCAUCCACUUCGAGCCCGUAGAAAAAGAAGAUCCGCCUUUUAUUCGCAUCGAACCAGGUUCAGGCCCGGAUAUUCCUCAUAUUGCGGCAUUUAGUGUUGUUAUUCAUAUGGCUAUUACGUUGAUGUGA
Argiope bruennichi is the source of this 378-nucleotide messenger RNA. RefSeq names its product zinc metalloproteinase nas-13-like. NCBI's taxonomy places the organism in Eukaryota, Metazoa, Arthropoda, Arachnida, Araneae, Araneidae. Gene Ontology annotation, molecular function: metalloendopeptidase activity. The record is from RefSeq and is a predicted model, not a curated record. The transcript has 5 exons. The coding region runs from base 1 to 378 and encodes 125 amino acids. Gene Ontology annotation, biological process: proteolysis.